Molecule: messenger RNA, 759 nt
Organism: Fusarium subglutinans
Lineage: Eukaryota; Fungi; Ascomycota; Sordariomycetes; Hypocreales; Nectriaceae
Product: tagatose 1 6-diphosphate aldolase
Exons: 3
Coding region: 1-759 (252 amino acids)
Biological process (GO): carbohydrate metabolic process
Molecular function (GO): aldehyde-lyase activity; zinc ion binding
Source: RefSeq, a predicted model, not a curated record
AUGACAGCCUCCAUAGUCAAAGCAGCCGAAGCAAAACGAUCUCCAUUGAUCCUCCUCCUGUUUCCUUUUACUCUGAGACAACUACCAACUCUAGCCUGGGCAGCAUCCGUAGCUACAAAAUCAGCGACUGUUCCGCUCUCACUACAUCUCGAUCAUGCACAAGACGUAUCUCAGAUUGAAGUGGUUGUUAGAACUUUACCUUUCGACUCUAUUAUGGUCGAUAUGAGCCACUAUGAUCACGAAGGAAAUCUUGGCAAGACCGCUGCACUGACGGAGUUGUGCCAUGAGCGGGGUAUCGCCGUUGAGGCUGAGAGUGGACGGAUCAAUGGAGGGGAAGAUGGCAUUGCCGAUACUGGUGAUCUUGAAGUCCUGUUUACUACUCCCAAGGAAGUAGAGGACUUCCUCAAAGCAGGCAUCGAUAUUCUCGCCCCAAGUGUUGGCAAUCUUCAUGGCGACUAUGGUCCCAAGGGACCAGAACUUGACCUUGCCAGACUCUCAUCCAUUUAUCAACAGAUCCGUGGACGUGCAGCCAUGGCGCUUCACGGGACAAAUGAUUUUACCGCUGAGAUCAUGCAGGACUGCAUCAAAGCUGGCACCGUGAAGCUCAAUGUCAACAAGUUACUUUUGGAGGUUUGGCACGUCCAUUUGAAGGAUAAUACACAUAAGCCUUUUAUGCAGCGUGUAGAUGAAGGGAUAGAGAUACUACAGGCUGAGGUAGAGAGAUGGAUAGAAAUUUGCGGAAGUGCUGGUAAGGCAUAG